Molecule: messenger RNA, 1648 nt
Organism: Papilio xuthus (Asian swallowtail)
Lineage: Eukaryota; Metazoa; Arthropoda; Insecta; Lepidoptera; Papilionidae
Gene: Syx6
Product: syntaxin 6
Exons: 6
Coding region: 137-922 (261 amino acids)
Biological process (GO): Golgi vesicle transport
Cellular component (GO): membrane
Source: RefSeq, a predicted model, not a curated record
UUAAGCCGUCGAUAUUUUAAGGGUAGACCAGGGACUACUAUACUACUGUACUAAUAAACAUUGAUUAUUUUUGCUUAUUGUGUUUUGUUAAUAAUCACAUGCAACUACUAGAAUUUUCUCGGUUCUUCUGUUUGAAAUGACUUUAGAAGAUCCAUUUUACGUCGUCAAGGAUGAGGUGUUCAAGGCAUUAAACAAAACACGAGGCCUUUAUUUACGUUGGCAAGAACUAUCGAAAUCACCCACAGUGCCUAACAGCCCAGAGGUUGAGUGGACCUCAACAGAGCUAAAGAAUGCAUUGCGUAGCAUUGAAUGGGAUUUGGAAGACUUAGAAGACACAAUUAGUAUAGUUGAAAAAAACUCAUCAAAAUUUAAGAUUGACAACAAGGAGAUUUGUGAGCGAAGGGCAUUUAUAGAGGCAACAAAAAAAGAAGUAAAGGUUAUGAAAGGCAAAAUGACAUCGAACAGGAAGAAUGAUAUUGAUGGCACUGCCAGGGAGCCUCUGCUAGGUGAAGAGAGUCCAAUACAUUUUGGUAAUUUCUGGGCAACAACACCUCAGAAUUCCAGAUAUUCCAGGCUUGCAAAUCAGACUGACAGCCCUCCACCAUUUGAUAUGUAUGAAAGUGAUAUAAUGUCUUUGCAAGAGGAAAUGCUAAUGAAUCAAGAUAAUCAGUUGAAUGUUAUCAGUAAUUCUGCCGCUAAUCUGAAAACAGUUUCUAAGCAAAUUGGCAAUGAGCUUGAUGAACAAGCUGUUAUGUUGGACGACAUGAAUACGGUAUUGGAGAAUACUGGUUCCAGAUUAGAUUCAACUGUUAAGAAAGUGGCAAGAGUCCUUCAGAUGAACAAUGAUCGACGUCAAUGGCUGGUUAUCCUCAUUUUAAUUGCACUUCUUCUUCUUAUCUUAUUAUUGUUCAUAAUUCUUUAAAUUCUACACAAAAUUUAAUCUAAAUGUCGUACAGUUAUUCUUGCUAUUUAUACUGUAUCCAUUUUAAUUGUAGAUUUCUAGGUAAUUUUUAGAUGUGAAUUAUCAUAUAAAUGUAUAAUUUUACUUCUUUAUUUUACAAUUGUUAGCAAAUGGCUGGAAUACUUAGUAUGUUUUAAGUAAAAUACGCAAGAUUGUGACUACAUCUCCACUAUGUUCAUAUCUUAAAUUACUAUUUUACCCAUUUACUCUUUAACCAUUUCAAAUUCUUAGCAUAAUUAUUUUUUGUUAUUUCAUAAUUGUUAAAUCUCUUUCAACGUAUAUUUUAAUUGAAAAUAACUUCUUGGGCUCAUAACAUAUAGGGUGUUUUUUUAGGAUUGCUAGAAAUUAACGUAUUAAAAUUGUUACUAAACCAUUCCGAGACUAUGUAGUAUCAAAUUAAUGUUUUUAGCUUUAUAUUAACGCAUGAUACUAGGAUUUUAUGAAUUUAGACGCGAGAUAAGCUUGUUCCGUGAAAAAUGUGAACGUCAGUGCCUUUAUUUUUCUUCGUGACCUUGAGAUGUCACUGCCGGAAUACCUGUACAUAUUUUCAUCUCUUUCAUUCUCUUUGAGAAAAACGGAGACAACAUAAUGUUUGUAGGUGUUACUGGAAUCGAAUUAAUUUUAUAUUGUAUUAAUUUAUUUCUUAUACACUUGAGCUUUAAUUUAGGGAAAAUAAUUUUAAUUGUA